UCAACGUUAGCUGGCUAGCUAGCCAUUGCAGUGCAUAGCAAGGGAUGUCUGAUGUGAAGACACUGGGUUGUGAGAAAUAAAUAGCAAGAAAAAAACGGACUGAGGAAAAAAAUGAGGGACAUCUUCAAGAUGGGGAAGGACCCAGCAAAACCAAGAGGAAAAAUGUCCUCUUAUGCCUAUUUUGUCCAGACCUGCAGAGAGGAACACAAGAAGAAACACCCUGACACGUCGGUUAACUUCUCAGAGUUCUCUAAAAAGUGCUCUGAGCGAUGGAAGACUAUGUCAGCCAAGGAAAAGGGCAAGUUUGAGGAGAUGGCCAGACUUGACAAGGCACGUUACGAGAGGGAGAUGAAGAACUACGUUCCUCCCAAAGGCGAGAAGAAGAAGAGGUUUAAGGACCCCAAUGCCCCCAAGAGACCCCCGUCGGCCUUUUUCAUUUUCUGUUCGGAAUAUCGGCCCAAGGUGAAGGAGGAGACCCCUGGUCUGUCUAUUGGAGAUGUGGCCAAGAAGCUUGGAGAGAUGUGGAAUAAGACCUCUGCUGAAGAGAAGCAGCCUUAUGAGAAGAAGGCAGCCAAGCUGAAGGAGAAAUAUGAGAAGGAUAUUGCAGCAUACCGAAAGGGAAAAGUUGUGGGGGGUGCUGCAAAAGCCCCAACCAAGCCAGACAAAGCCGAUGAUGAUGAUGAUGACGAUGACGACGAGGAAGACGAUGAUGAUGAGGAAGAGGAGGAGGAUGAUGAGUAAAAAUUGGUUACAGAGUAGAGCUUAGCUUCUUGUUUAUAAAGCAUUUAACCCCCCUGUACACACUUAUCUGAGGCCAUAAAAUGGGUAAAUAAGGAAAACUAAAGGAAAAAAAACAAUUAAGGCAGUGUAUAUCAUAUGGUUUUUAAGCUGUACAGUUUUUCUUUUUUCCCGUUUUUGUAUAGUAACACUACAAAAGUGUCAUCUGUGUUUGUUCGUAUUCCCCCAACUCUGAUUUAAUUUCUCCCCCUUUUUUUUCUUUCCUUCUUCUUCUUUAAUUUUUUUUUUUGUUGUUGUUUUUUGUUUGUAAUACCCCUUUAGGUAGUUCCUAAGCCACUGUCCUUGUCCAGUACAGUUUAAGGGGGUUGAAAAAAAAAUUGGCUUGGCGUUGAUGGAGUUUUAGAGGUGUGCAGCACACAACCUAGUUUAAUGUGAGGUUGUAGUUCAUAUCUUAAUGUAUUUCUUUUGUUUAUUUUUUUCACAUCACUAUCAUUAGUAAAUUGCCGUAUCAUACAGUUAUUUUACUGUACUUUGAAUACCACUGUAAUUGCCACAAUGAUUAAAAAAAGAAGAAAAAAUG
Molecule: messenger RNA, 1318 nt
Organism: Colossoma macropomum (tambaqui)
Lineage: Eukaryota; Metazoa; Chordata; Actinopteri; Characiformes; Serrasalmidae
Gene: hmgb1a
Product: high mobility group box 1a
Exons: 5
Coding region: 112-741 (209 amino acids)
Biological process (GO): regulation of transcription by RNA polymerase II
Cellular component (GO): nucleus
Molecular function (GO): DNA binding, bending
Source: RefSeq, a predicted model, not a curated record